Protopolystoma xenopodis is the source of this 2247-nucleotide messenger RNA. NCBI's taxonomy places the organism in Eukaryota, Metazoa, Platyhelminthes, Monogenea, Polystomatidea, Polystomatidae. The record is from the annotation of a GenBank genome assembly.
AUGCCAGUCUGUUCCGCUCUUCAUAAAACUGGAAACUCCUUUGCUAAUGGAUACUUUUCCCCGAUCGCAGCCUCGCAACUGUCCGAAAAUUUUGGCUCUACCGUUUGCUGCCUUUGUUUAGGAGUUCAUCUUCGAUCGACACACCCUGCGUGUAACUCUGGCCAGAGUCGAUUUUGUCGUGCUGCCAGCGGUGAAAUCUGCCCCCACAGCACCAGCACUAGCAGCAUUCCCACAAUCCCAGCCUCUACUUCAGCUUUCACAAACAUGCACAUUUGUCCACUACUCCUGUCCUGUGCUUCUUCGUCUCCCGUCCACAUGUGCCACUGUUCAAAUCCACCAUCUUCAGUCGAAAUCAACCCGCAUUUGGAACCUUUUCGCAGGCUAACUCACUGUCAUCAUGCCCCUGCCGUGCAGCACAACUUGCAUCAAUGCCAUAGAAAGCAACAGCAUCAGCUACAUUCGCCCGAGCAAGAGCAGCCUGCCAACUACACUUUUUGCCCCGGCUCUUCGGCUGCGAUCGCCGAUCUGGAUGCGUACAGUGAACUGAGCCAUCGGCCCUCUUCGCAAGAUGACGACGGUCUUUCCGGUCUCGAGUCUCCACUGCCCAGUGGCACUGCUUUCGACGCUGCCAGCGUCGUGGUUGCACCCACGUCCGACUUGGCAUUCCCCGUUGGACAGUUGGUACUGGCUCGUGAGCGUCGUCGUUCCUUUAGCACGCCUGAGGGCGUUGCUUUGCUGAAUGCUAGCACCGAAUCUGGCACGAUCGCCUCGCCACUCUUUACCGCAUGCUUUCGCCCCACUCCUCAAGCCAACACCACUGCUACCACUGUGUCAUUGUCAGCCUCUAUCGCUGGUCAAGUUCACUACGACGGAGUAUAUCCCCAAUUGGUCAAGUCUACCGAUGCUCAUCUGUUGCCAGGCCAUUCAAUCGCUGAACUUCCUGCUCAUACCUUAUUCUCCUCCUCCUGCUUCAACUCGUCCUCUUCCUCUUCAUCAGCAUCCCCAUCUCCGCCCUCAGCCUCCUCUUGUCUCUUCGCACCGAGUGAGACGACUCGACAUAAACACUCGCCCGACCCAACAAUUGGUCAUCCUAUUCCUACUGCCCCAGUGCCGGCAUCUGUGCCCUCGUCUGUUCUACUCUCUUCCCUCUCGCCACCAGCCUUGAUCAACUCUCCUUCAGAAUCAUGCAUCGGCAUGCAUAUACUUCGCCGUCGAGACCGACAUCAUCAGUUGUCUGGCCCACCUCCAGCCUCCGCGACAACUGCUUUUAAGACAGAAACUUCUUCCACCCUAUUGCCACCAUUGGACUCACUGGGAACUUCUGUGAGUUGGGCGUCUAGUAGUUGCUCCUGCGUCUGCUCAGCUGUCAAGGCUGGCAGUGGCGUCUGGCCCGGAACUGUCGGUUCAGGCUGUGAACAGAUCGCCUGUGAUGUUGCAAAACCUCGGCUAAACAAGUGCCCAGAUUUCCAUUCUUGCAUUGCUUGUGAUUCAGGUCAGAUAUACGCUUGUCCAUCAUGUUCGGCUGCUGUAACCGGUCUGGCUAAGCCCAUUCAUUAUCUGCAAACUAACUUGCAGUGCCGCCAGACACAGUCGCAUUCACAAAGUCGAGAAGAACAUCGGCAACCUAAUGAAACCGUGCUAAACUUGAGGCAUUCUUCAAGAUCAACCUCUGCAGUACAGCCUCUGUGCAGUAGUCAUUCCCAGCGGGUGUCGGAGAAGGCAAAUGAAUCUCCUCAAGCAGACGCAUCAGAGGUUCCUCUUUGCAGUCCAUCAAAACGGUGCCCGGGGCUGAUGCAAACGACCAUCUUUCCACGGGUUUAUGCCACCUUGGAUGCUGUUGGAAGGGGGGAUGGUGUAACUAGUCCUCUCAUGGCUUGUAGCCAUGUUCAGCUUCACCAUCCUCAUCAUCAUCAUCACCCUCAUUGGAAUCACCCACGGUGUCCGCAUAGGCCUUAUCAGGAGGUCAGAGAGGCCGAAAUGAAACUUCAAGAGGCCGAAGCUGUAAUUGCCACUGCAAAUGCAGCAUUGCCACUUCGACGGCCAGUUUCUAAGGCAGGAGCUGGUCCAUCCAAGGUGCCGCAAUCCACAAUGUCGGCAGCAACAUCUGCAACUGCACCGCUCGGGGGCGCUUUUUGGCCCGUUAGUCCUUAUUUGUCGAUGCCAUUCCACCACAUGGCGGCUUCAACGACAGUGCAAACUAAACUGCCAAUGGUGCGUAGAAAAACUAGGUUUUUGACAAUAUCUUAA